Galeopterus variegatus (Sunda flying lemur) is the source of this 415-nucleotide messenger RNA. Its product is annotated as probable G-protein coupled receptor 133. NCBI's taxonomy places the organism in Eukaryota, Metazoa, Chordata, Mammalia, Dermoptera, Cynocephalidae. The annotation marks the transcript as partial. The record is from RefSeq and is a predicted model, not a curated record. The transcript is spliced from 4 exons.
GACAAAGCUGUGGUGCUGGGCCUGAUUGACACCAUUGACACCAUCAUGGGCCACAUCUCUUUCAACCUGCAGGUCGGCAAGCCCCGGGUCACCAUCAUGGGCUCUUCCUUCAUGGCAGAGUUUUCAGUGAUCAAAGUCAUUCCCAGGGUGAUGAAUGCCUCCCACUACCGCUUCCCGGCCCGAGGGCAGAGCUACAUCGAGAUUCCCCAUGAGGCCUUCCACAGCCCAGGCUGGACCACCAUUGUGGGCCUGUUCUACCACUCCGUGCACUAUUACUUGAACAACAUUCAACCCGCCAAGACCAAAACUCUUGAUGCCAGCGCCUGCAGCUUCACUAUCAGGGAGAGUGCCCAGCCCUCUGAGGAGACUUGGGCACUGCUGUAUGGGGGUUGCCUAGGCCUGGGUUUGGCCGACA